This is a messenger RNA of Adineta steineri, 654 nucleotides long. The record is from the annotation of a GenBank genome assembly. Lineage: Eukaryota; Metazoa; Rotifera; Eurotatoria; Adinetida; Adinetidae.
AUGUUAAUAUCAAUGAAUAUUCGAUCAAUAUUGGGUGAUUUGUAUAAUCAAUCUUUUGACUCAUCAUGGUGUAUUUUUUCAGGAUAUUUUGCUAUUGUAGUGCUUAGUAAGUUAUACUUGAAUUUUCUAAAUCAGGCAUUUUAUCGUCUAAUUCGAAUUGUUUAUCCUCAAGAUCGACGGUUUCAAUCUGUAAAAUUAUGUAUAAUGUUACCAUUUAUAGAAUUAAUAAUAAUAACAUGUAUUCUUUUAUGUGUUCUUAUACCUUUGAAUGGUGUAACAUAUUUACCAAAUGAUCACUUUUGUUAUCCAACAUUCACAAAUAUUCCUAGUAUUCUUUCGGUAGCAGUUAUUGUUUAUAUAGGUCCAUUUUGUUGUAUAUCAUUUAUUUAUAUUCAUAUAACAAGAUUUAUUCAUCGACAAAGAAAUAUUCAAACAUUAGUAAUUAAACAACGACAAGCUCGUGAUUUACUUAUUAUGCGACGUAUUUUAAUAAUUGUUAGUUUAUUACUUAUUCUUGGAAUACCUGGAAUGACUUUUAUAUUUAUGUUUAUAAUAACAGGUGAAGAACAUCCAUUACUUGCUCGAAUUGCACUUUUGCCAGUUAGUGUAUCUCAACUGGGAUUGAGUGUAGCAUUACUUUUUUAUAUUCCAUAA